AACAAAAGGCCCAGGAGAUCAUUGAAAAAAGGCCCUGCCAAGGGAAAGCAAGACCGUCCAUGUGAGGGAGAGUGGCCUGCUUUGAACAAUCCAGACAAAGUGCUUUCGAUGGAAGAGAAGCCAUUACAGGAGAACACCAUCUCUAGAAGCUCUCAAAAGCUAGAGGAGGCCGGCGGGAACCAAGGCCCAAGGAAGAAGACCGGCAUUGGAAAUGGUGUAAUGCAAAAAGAGACGUCUGAACACCAGCAGGAGAAAGCUGAGUCUUCUCGGUCGAACCCUGGCUUGGCAGAGCAGGAGAGCCCAACCAGAGAUCCUGAGGCCGACGUGGACUUCGCUGAAUGUAAUGGCCAUAGGGUUUCGUGUCUGAGAGCAGAGCCUGUGAUCAAGAAAGUUAAGCUGGAACCCGAACAGAGCGUGUGUGAGACUGGGGAUGAAAACAAGCUGGUUCCUGACCAGAAGGGAAAGGAAGCAUCGCCCUGUUUAGGAACGGAAGGUGCCGUAGUGGAAGAGAGGAAGGAAAAGAAGAAGGGUUCUGGACCAAAGCAGGAGAGAGGGGGCCGUGAAGGGCCGGAGGAGAAGCUAGAGGGCCACAGCGAAGCAAGGACAGUGGCGGAGGAGGACUCAGAAGGUGCGAAAGACCGGAAGAAUAAGAAACUGCCGAAGGAUACGAAGACCCAAGGAAAGGAGAGAAAGUCAGCGGGGGAGAAACAGGUGAAGGGUGAGCAAGAGUCCGAAGAAGACAGUGGGGUGGAAAUGGUCAGAAGGCUUUGCGGGAAGGAAGAAGAGGAGGAGGAGGCAGCGAUGGUGGGAGGCACACAAGCAGAAGGCCACGCUGGGCGUCAGAAGCUGGCCAAAAGGAAGAGGAGCCGAGCCAAGGAGACCAUCCACCAGGACGGAAAGGAAGAGAAGUCCCAGAGGAAUCAAGGCCAGAGAGGCCCCCGAAAAGCCGAAAGCCGGCAGGGCGCCCGGAAGAGGAAGGCUGAAGAGGACGGGGACCCAACCAAGAGGAAGAAGAAGAGGAAGGAGGAAAACGGGGAAUGCAAGGCGAACGCCAAGGAGGAGAGGUGGAAGUGGUGGGAAGAGGAGAAGCACGAGGAUGGGGUCAAAUGGCACCAGUUGGAACACAAGGGACCCUACUUUGCACCACCCUAUCGUCCUCUGCCGGACGUUGUCAACUUCUACUACAAUGGCAAACAUAUGAAACUGACCCCAGCCGCCGAGGAGGUUGCAACGUUCUACGCCAAGAUGCUCAGCCAUGAGUAUACCACCAAGAAGAUCUUCCAGAACAACUUCUUCAAUGACUGGAUAAAGGAGAUGACACCGGUGGAAAGGAAGAAGAUCAAAGACCUCGGGAAGUGUGAUUUCACAGAAAUCCAUAAGUAUUUUGUGGACAAACAGGAGGCACAGAAAGCAUUGCCCAAAGAGGAGAAGCAGAAAUUGAAAGAAGAGGCAGAAAAAAUCAUGGAAGAAUAUGGUUACUGUAUCAUUGAUGGGCACCGGGAGAAGAUCGGCAACUUCAAAACUGAGCCCCCGGGGCUUUUUCGCGGCCGUGGAGACCACCCAAAAAUGGGGAUGCUGAAGAAGAGGGUGUUGCCUGAAGAUGUCAUCAUUAAUUGUAGCAAGGAUUCCAAGAUCCCGCAGCCCCCUCCGGGCCACACGUGGAAAGAAGUGAGAUGCGACAACACCGUCACCUGGCUGGCAUCGUGGACCGAGAACAUCCAGGGCUCCAUAAAAUACGUCAUGCUCAACCCCAGCUCCAAGCUGAAGGGGGAAAAGGACUGGCAGAAAUACGAAGUGGCUCGGCGGCUGAAAGGCGUUGUGGAGAAGAUCCGCGCUCAGUAUCGAGCAGACUGGAAGUCCAAGGAAAUGAAGAAGCGGCAGAGAUCCGUGGCCCUCUACUUCAUUGACAGACUGGCCCUGAGAGCGGGGAAUGAGAAGGAGGAAGGCGAGACCGCCGACACGGUGGGGUGUUGCUCCCUGCGCGUUGAGCACGUCACGCUGCACCCUCGGCUGAACGGGAAGGAGAACGUGGUGGAGUUUGACUUCCUGGGCAAGGACUGCAUCCGUUACUAUAACAAAGUGCCCGUGGAGAAACAGGUCUUCAAGAAUCUGCAGCUAUUCAUGGAAAACAAGGAGCCCGGAGACAAUGUCUUUGAUAGGCUGUCUACCGCGUCGCUGAAUAAACAUCUCCAGGAUCUGAUGGACGGUUUGACGGCCAAGGUGUUCAGAACAUACAACGCCUCCAUCACGCUCCAGGAGCAGCUGGAAGCGCUGACCAAUGAGGAAGACAACGUGGCGGCAAAGCUGCUCUCCUACAACCGGGCCAACCGGGCCGUGGCCAUCUUGUGCAACCACCAGCGGGCGACUCCAAAGACCUUUGAGAAGUCUAUGCAAACUCUCCAGAGUAAGAUCGACGCCAAAAAGAAGCAGGUGAAAGAAGCGAAGGCACAACUCAAGAAGGCCAAGGCGGAUCGCCAUUGCAAAAAGGAUGUGAAAUCCAAAGCCGCUGUGGAAAAGAAAAAGAAGAUGGUCGAGAAGAUGGAGGAGCAGCUGGCCAAGCUGCAAAUGCAAGCGACCGACAAGGAAGAAAACAAGCAGAUUGCCCUGGGCACCUCCAAGCUGAAUUACCUGGAUCCCCGCAUCAGUGUGGCCUGGUGCAAAAGGUUUUGUGUGCCCAUCGAGAAGAUUUACAACAAGACCCAGAGGGAGAAGUUUGCAUGGGCAAUCGCGAUGACGGACGAGGAUUUUGAAUUCUAACUGCCUCGAGAGCGUCUUCGGCUCGUUUUGGAAGACCGUUGACCUUUUUAUGCAUUUAUUAGGGGUCACUUUUGUGUGUGCAGAAUACACUUCUAAAAUAAGGCGGUGCCCAAUGUUUCCUCUUUUGUAGGAAAGGAAAGACCCGCCCUCAGGGGGGCAUCGGAAGGCGGGAACUGGCCACGUGGCCUUUCCUAGGUGUAACUCCAGGACAGACUUAAGCCGCCUUUGGUUGUCACCAUUUUCCUCUAUUGGGAAGCUGUGAUUCUGUAACGUAGACCAUGCCAGAUCAGCUCAAAUAUGCCAGCGAGCUACGAUCCCUGGCUUUUUUUGAGAGACCCAGUUUAAGCCUGUAGUGUGUGCAGAGAGCUUGGAGAUGUUAUUUGUGCAGAACACAACACCCGCAAUUCCCCAGCCGGUAUGGUCACGGUUGGGGGAUUCUGGGAAUUCUCUCCCGGAAGAUGUGACCUUUUCAGCUUCUUCUUAACUUUGCCACUAACAAUUUGGGUCAUUCAGGCUUGUUCCUUUCCGUUGCCCUGCCCAAUUUAUGAGAUGCUGGAAAAAACAUCCCUGUAGCCUUUUGGGAAGCAUCAAUCCGACAGAUUAUCCUAUCAUGCUUUACCAGCAUUUCUGGAAUUGCUUGGAGUAGUCCUCUAGUGAAAUUACAGGCUACCUUUCUCUCUAGCUCUUUAGAGGAUUCAUUGCUCCUUUUUUAAAAAUUCGUGUAGAAACAAUCGGUUUGACCAGAAAUAGUUCAGAGAGUUGCACAUGAGAGAGAGAGGGAGAGAAGGGUGGCUUUCAAACUCUUCAGGAAGAGCCACCCAAAGAUGGUUUUCCUAACCUAAGCCUUAUAUUCUCUGCAUCAGAGAUGUUCUUCCUUUCCACCCUUCUCUCCCAAACGUGCGCAUUAAAAAAAUUAGGCAUGCAUCCUGAGACUGUUUGGGGUCCAUUGAGGCACAUGCAGGAAUGCACAGUUGAAUUUGGAACCAAAGAGCCAUGAUGGUAGUUGUGUAAAGUAGUUGAGAUGAAUCUUUCAGAAUUUAAUUUUUUUCUCUCUCAAAAAAGCAAGCAGAUGAGCCGGAACCCUGUUGGCUUAUGAAACUAAUUGUAGCUCAUUGAUAAGGGUCUGAUGUGUGCACCCCGGUGAUGCAAGCAGGCACGCAAUCAAGAUGUGCCAUGGCCCGUUGUCCGUGCGCCACAACAAGUUGCACAAACUUUGUGUGAAUAGAUAUAUGGGCCCUUAUUUGAGGAAGGAAAUGACAGCCCUUUACAACAGAGGGAAGGAGAGGUUCUGUUUUAUUAAAAAGUGAAGAAAGCAUCAGCGUUACAUGCUGUAGAGUGGGAAUCUUAGGCAAUACAAGUCAAUGGCGGUCACUUGAAUGAACAUUAUACUUGGUUUGCACUGUGUAUAGACUGUAGCAUGUUGUUGAUUUCCGAUUGGCAUGCACUGGUUUGGUUUCGGAAGAUGCUGAGCUGUGCAGCAGUAUCUGUAGCCAAACAUUAGGCACAAAAUGAGGGGAAGGAUAGAGGAAGGGGGUCUGGAUUGCAAAAGUUUACGCUGUCAAUCUGCAAAAAUUCCAAGGCAUGGCACAGAAGUUUGGUGGACAGUAUGUUUAGCUUAUAUUCAUGGGUAAAGGGAAGAUCGGGGGCAGGGGGGCAGAAGAAGCACUGUGGAUGAUGCCCUGUAUCCUUGGCCAUUAUCACUCCUGGUUUGCUAGUAUUCCUGUAAAGGACAGUUGGGGGAUGUAAAGUUAAUUCUGCUUCCCUAUGACGAUUUUCACCACUGGUGAAUGUUAUGACAGUAAGCACAGAUACUAAUUCAGUUCCAUUUCCUUAAAUAGAAGGACAUUUGAAAAUAAGUGCAUAGUUGGUUAAAAGUGCUCUCGUGUCUAAAGAAUUCCCACCGUCACCUUCAGAUUUCAAGGAGCAUGGGUUUUUGAGUGCAUUCGCUUGUUUCUGUUUGCUGUUGCUUGGAAAAAGACUUUGUUAAAAUAUGAUUAUUAUUAUUUUUUCUGUAUCGGUCUGCAUUUUGGAGGUCAAUGCUCAUAAUGAAAGCAGGAGGUGCCCGCUUAAGCCCCUUGACAUUGCUUUGUCUUUGGAAACACACUUGCUACAAAACAUAAAGGAAAAUGUUGAACAGGAGAGUUAAGAAAUAUGGCCCAAAUGUAAACAGCUUAAUUUUGUUCCCCAGAUUCCAAAGAAUGAAUCAGGGAACACCUUUGAGUUUAUUAGAAUUCCCUCUCACUGAGAAUUGCAUAUUUGAAUUUGCAAUAUUCCCACAGCACGGAUUGCACAUGUGAUGGGCGUGGAAUACUUCAGAAAUUGGAAUUUGCACUCUGAACUGUGAAAUGCUACUAUUUUGGCAUUUCCAGGAUUUGUUUGGAAUUUAUAAAUUACGUUUCUGUGUUUCAAUGUUGUUUCUGUUCUAAGAUAUUGUGCUUAUUUCUUUGGGUUGGAAAUUGUUUCCGCCAGGGAAUGUAAACUGACUGUUUUCAGCUUCGCCUCAAAACCUGGGUCUGUUUCUGUUGUUCUUUACUACAUCAGCAGCACUUAUCCCCUUCAAGCUGCAUUUCUCUGCCUUGGUUCAUUAUGUUAGGUCAAGGUAUCUCUUUAAACCUUUGCCUUUCUCUAAAGAUGCAAAGCCGUGUUGGACAGAGUGGAGAUCUUCAACCCAUACUCUUGUUUU
Pogona vitticeps (central bearded dragon) is the source of this 5440-nucleotide messenger RNA. It is a transcript of the gene TOP1MT, whose product is annotated as DNA topoisomerase I mitochondrial. Lineage: Eukaryota; Metazoa; Chordata; Lepidosauria; Squamata; Agamidae. The record is from RefSeq and is a predicted model, not a curated record. Gene Ontology annotation, molecular function: DNA topoisomerase type I (single strand cut, ATP-independent) activity; DNA binding. Gene Ontology annotation, biological process: DNA topological change; DNA replication. Gene Ontology annotation, cellular component: chromosome; mitochondrial nucleoid.